Molecule: messenger RNA, 123 nt
Organism: Peronospora matthiolae
Lineage: Eukaryota; Oomycota; Peronosporomycetes; Peronosporales; Peronosporaceae
Source: the annotation of a GenBank genome assembly
AUGGAAGCCGCGGCGAUGGAAGCCGCGGCGACCGAGAUUGCGGAAGAUGCACAGUCCGCGAUGCAAGGGUACUUGCUGACCGCGAUCGAGUACGAUGACUCGAUCUCACCAAAACUCGCUUAG